This is a messenger RNA of Loa loa (African eye worm), 792 nucleotides long. RefSeq lists its product as hypothetical. Lineage: Eukaryota; Metazoa; Nematoda; Chromadorea; Rhabditida; Onchocercidae. The record is from RefSeq and is a predicted model, not a curated record. The transcript has 5 exons. Bases 1 to 792 code for a protein of 263 amino acids.
AUGGGUAAACGAUUAACAGAUGAUAUAAUUGAUGCAUAUUGUGAUAAGUUGCAAGAAAGUGUUGACAAAGAGGUUGAUGGAAUGCUUGCAAUGCAAUACAUUUUAUUGGAACCGAAUUCAAUAAAAAAUUUGAUAAAAGGUGAUAAAAAUAUAUGUCAAGUAAUUUAUGAUCACUGUCGUGCGCAUUAUUUAGUGCUAUUCCGAAAUAAGCUCAAUCCGAAACGUAUUAUUGUUUAUGAUCCUAUUGUACCGCAGCAAGAUUUCGUUUUUGAAACGCUCAAUGAUAGUGUUCGUGAACAGAUUCUGGCCAUGUUUGGCCAUUUGUAUCAGGACGACGAAAUAGUCGAAAUUGCAGUUGAGACAGGAUUAAGUACACAAAAUGAUUGCUGGUCUUGUGGCCUAAGAGCGGUCGCAUUCAUCACACAUUUAUUACUUGGUAUCAAUCCUGCUAAUUAUGAAUAUGAUUUGGAAAAAGUUGGAAAAUUCAUUAUGGAAAUUAUCAAAAUGGACAGGCCUAAUCGCAAAGUAAUCGCUGGCGGACAAUUUGGCCAGGAAAGAAAAGGCAGUAAAUCAUGUUUAGCGAUUGUACGCGUAACCAAAGGUGGAAAUUUUUCGAUAAAAAAUGAAAUAGCAAAUGUUACAAUUAAAGAAUCUUCGGCCGAAUCAUUAUUAAAUGGCGGAGACAAAGUACUAAAGGGUGAUGAGAAAAAAUUAUCGAAAUUAAUGUCAGACAAUAUUUCUGGUGACAGUAACAGCGAUGACAAUAACAGUAAUAGAGAAGAUGGUAAAUAA